Molecule: messenger RNA, 944 nt
Organism: Mucor mucedo
Lineage: Eukaryota; Fungi; Mucoromycota; Mucoromycetes; Mucorales; Mucoraceae
Exons: 5
Coding region: 149-823 (224 amino acids)
Source: RefSeq, a predicted model, not a curated record
UUUCGUGUCACGCUAUAAAAGCCACACCUUGAUUGUGCAGUUAGAAUCGAAAAUUCAGGCGAAUUACCUUUUUUUUGUUAUUGACUAAGGUUUUCUCUUUUUGCUCCCCUUUUUUCAGUUUUAUAAACAUUUUGAAUACAACACCACUAUGGGUUACAAUGAAAAAGUGUGCUGCUGUUUACCUGUGCGCAUUGGUGUGCUCAUCAUGUCAUUUUUAAUAUUCUGUAUAUAUUUUGUAGCAACGUUUUUGAUGUUUUAUUACAGAAAUGACUUGACACAGUGGUCUAUACUUCAACAAAAUGUGGACACACCUUUAACAUUAGAUGCUUUUAACGGUGUGUUCUAUGCAUUUGUAACAGCAUUUAUCACUUAUGCUGUCGUAUCUAUCGUCGGUAUGGUUGCUAUAGUUUUGCAACACCGAAGACUCGUUCGUAUUUAUCACGUAGCAAAUUGGUUCUUUGUUUUGCUACUGUUUACAACGACUUUGGCUUUCUGGACAUAUCUGAAAGUGAAACAGGAUGUGUAUGUGAACGAUUGCCAAGAGCUCUUUAAUGUGUACAACAAUGCCACUAUAAACUCCGUUUACACACCAAUACAAAUACCGGGGAAACAAAUCGUGGCUGGUGGAUCUGACAAGUCAGAAUGUAUAAACUUCAUAAAAAAAUUGGUUAUAGGUUCAGGUGUCUGUGUUUUUAUCUGUAAUAUCUUACAGCUGUAUUGGGCUCGUUCAAUAGGAAAAUAUGCGACUUCGUUAAAGAGACAUUAUCAACAUCAAAGAUUGGAAGUUAGAGAUGAUGAUAUGCUUUCUAUAAGAAGUGAUUGAUUAUACCAAGAGAAAUACUUGGCAUAAAACUAUUUGUAUAUUAUCAUAAUUGCUAUUUAUAUAUACUCCUUUCGCAGAUGUAUUUUUUCAGACAAAUAAAUAUAUCACGUACAUACUUCAA